UUUGUAUUUGGAAUUGUCACUAUUGCAGCAUAACGAGAUCACGAGGAUAUAAUGAGAUAUGCGGCGAUGGGAUGGGUUUAUCACUUUGUAAAUAACGAAAUGCAUACAGGAUGUAAAUGAAAGUUCGCGGUUGGGAAGGGUACACGCAAACCUACAGAACUAUUUGGAAAUCACGUGCUUUAGAAAUUCUGUUGGAGACUAAGGUGCGAAAGUGACUGACAUAAAAGUGGGGCAAAAAGAAGACCAAAUUUUUUUUUUCUGUCUUUCUCAGACAAGCCGAAAGAAUAAAACGACAACGCUUUACAUAUAUUUGUUUGUAGUCAGCUAUUAAACGUCAGAUAGCUAGGGUCAUUAGACGUUUUAUACGAGCCAUUUUUCUUAUCUUAAUGGCCAUUUUAAUGUUGUAAGGUCUAUAAAAGAAGCUUUAUUGCUACGAAGUAGGAAACUGAUUGCGGGAAAAGAUGAAGAAAUAUUACAUAAUACCGAAAUUACAUAUCGUUAAAUGAUUUUACGUUUUCUUCUAGAUGACAAUAUAAUAAUUUAAAUAAUUUGCUUUUAACCUUUUGAAUAAUGGAUUUGUAGAUUACGAAAUUUAUACAAGAUGUAGAUGAAAGUUCGCGGUUGGGAAGGGUACACGCAAACCUACAGAGCUAUUUGGAAAUCACAUGUUAUUGUUAAAUGAUUUUAUGUUUUCUUCUAGAUGACAAUAUAAUAAUUUAAAUAAUUUGUGUUUAACCUUUUGAAUAAAAUUAAAACCUUUAGUUUUACGCAAUAAAUUUUGUCUAUCCAUGAACAUUUAAGCUGAAAAAAAUGCAUUUCCGUAUAUUUGAAUGCGUACUACUUUUGGCUAAAGACAUUUCAUUGUAUUCUCCAUUGGUUAAGUGUAUGACCGAAAUUUUACGAUCUCAGCAAGACCACAAUGCCCUUAACUAACGUGCUAGGUGGUUGUAAUUUGGAAGUGGGAGGGCAUUGUUCAAUUAAGGCGAUAAAUUUACCCACGUACUAUUCAACACCUUUCUUAGCUAGGCGUUAUGGGAACGGCUUGAUAGAAUAGCUUUUUUCAGUAUUAUGUUAAUCAGGUAAUUUGAAAAUUUGAGGUGGUCAAAUAAGGACAAUGCUCAUCGGAAGAACAACGACGUUUUGACAAGAUAAAAACUUAACUAUUGUACAGCUGCCCGGUUUCACAUCAUAUCGAAGCUCGAAGCGCUAGUUGACGCAUCAGGCAGUAAAUAUAAUCGAUCAAACGUCGCUCAGUGACGAUUACUUUGAGCUAUAUAAUGGAAACGAUUUCAGUGAACAUUACGAGCGAAAAAAAUUUGAGUGUUCAGCCAGAAUCUUGCUAUUAUCUCGAUCGGUUUCAGAUCUUCCACGCUGGGCCACCGACCACUGAGUACAUCGUCAACUGUACGCUAAAUGCCAUCCUAGCAAUCGCAGCCAUUCUUGGGAACGGGAUGAUUCUUCACGCCAUUCGGAAAUCUGCGGCGCUUCGCCCUCCAUCAAGAGCACUGCUCUACAGUCUGGCUGCCUCUGAUUUUGGCGUUGGGCUUAUUGUUCAACCAUUUUACGUUCUGUACAAAACAGCAGAACUUAAGAACAAUCACCUGCUCUACUGUGUAGGAGGGAUUGGAUUUCAUUUGUCCGCAAACGUGUUCUCCGCCGUUUCUUUUCUGACCGUGACAGCCAUCGCCAUUGACCGAGUUCUUGCCCUUCUUCUUAGAGCCAAAUAUCAAGCAACAGUAUCGCUGAGGAGGGUAAUAAAAGUCUUAUUGACCAUCUGGGCGCUUACGGGUCUGUGGGUGUUCAACUGGAUUUGGAAUUUGGAAACUUACCAAGUGUUUAAUAUCACCGUGAUCAGUGUAUGUUUGUUGAUUUGUUCAGUGUCCUACGUAACACUCUGGGUAACUCUUUGCCAACUCCGAAAAAAGACAGUUUCAAGACGGAAUGGCGGGGAAAUUACACCAAAGGGGGAAAAUAACGUGGGUUCACGGACAUUGUUAGUAUACAAAAGAUCUGUCACCAAUAUGUUUUGCGUUUAUGCGUUAAUGCUUGUUUGCUAUGUGCCAUACUUGGCCAUGUUUUUUGUCAUACAAACUACAAAAGUAAAUUCAACUAAAAUCCUGGCACUGAGUUACACGAUGACCGUGUUAUUCGCGAAUUCUGCUUUUAACCCUUUCUUGUACUGUUGGCGCAUAAAAGAAAUUAGAAAUGAAGUACUUUUAACGCUCACUAAGUUUGCCUGUAAGAGUGAGUAAAAAUUGAUCAGUAAUGUCCUGUUGUUAUCAAUACCACGGGUGGAAAUUGAGAUGAAGCUUUUCAGGAAAUUGUUAAAUUGAAUUUCAAAACUGGAAACGAAUCACACAAAAAAAUUUGUUAUCUGUUAAUAACAUUGGUUUUCACUGAUAUUUGUUAUUGCUGACAAUGCCCGCGGGUAGUUGACUAAAUAUAUGUUCAUAACGAGAACGACAUAACGAGAACGACCACUGAAAUUUGCACACUGAUGCACAUUGAAAUUUGCAUUUCAAUGCAUUUUUUGUAUUUUUUAAUAGCAUGGUAAAAGGCACAGGGCUAGCGCUCUGAUGCGUUUUCGUAGCUGAUCCGCAACACUAUCACUGUUAUGAAAAGCUAUAUUGUAAACAGAAUUAAGACCGGUGAUAUACGAAGUGUUGUUUACUCAAAACCGAGGAAACGAAUUCGAAUUAUGUUACAAAUUUAGCAUCAGAAAUGCUUAAGAUCUAGAGGUUUGUGAUGAUGUUUGGGAAAUUGGGUACUUUCGCGAAGUAUCAUAUUUAUGACUUAUAUACAUAUAUGUAUUGGCUCUCAGUUUUAAGACCAUUUAUGACAGUUAGGCUGAGAAGAGCUGAGAAAAUAAUUUAUGUACCUUUUCUG
Orbicella faveolata is the source of this 2886-nucleotide messenger RNA. Its product is annotated as melanopsin-like. NCBI's taxonomy places the organism in Eukaryota, Metazoa, Cnidaria, Anthozoa, Scleractinia, Merulinidae. The record is from RefSeq and is a predicted model, not a curated record.